CAGCCAAUCAAGGGAGCAGGAGCGCGUUUGGGUGCUCGCGUCAUCGCAGGACGCCGACUCGAGGGCGACUUGCGGGCUAUCAGCAAGCUUCCCGUCGGCUCAAUCGGCAGUGCGUUAAGCGUCGUGGAGAAGGAGGCCAUAUCGCGGGUGGCAGAGCCUGUGGGUGAGUUGCCGGUCAAAUGCCGCACUGCUCAGAGCUCUAUUUGACCGCGCUGCACGUCAGCGCUCCGCCUCCCCGCCUUCAUUGCUUCCUUUCCUUCACCCUCAGCAGUCGGUACAGCAACAUGGGAGAAGGUUGCCGUUGCGGUCGCAGUGAUUGUCUUCAUCGUCCGGUGGGCAACGUCUGGUACGUCCGUCGGUCCACGUUUCUGCCGUUCGUGAGCGCGUGGAGAAGGCGACCUGCGUUCGCACAUUUUUCUGCCCGCGACUGCCUUCCUCCCUCUUUUCCCCGAUCCCUGUCUUGUGCGCAACGUGAAUCCAGCCUUCCGAAUCCAGUCACGUCCUUCCUCCGACUGAUCCCGUUGUCGCUGACUUUUCUUCCCAGGUCUCUCGGUGCACACCGCAGUACGGCGAGUGGAUCCCGACGCGUCGGUCUGCGCGUCCACCCUUCAGUGACCUCAGCCCGUUCUCGCCCCCCACGUCUCGUGCCAUCCAACCCAUCCACCCUGCUCGUAUCACCAUGAACAUCGCGGCACACGAGACACAGAUACGUACCGCCACUCAACCCUCUCCAGCGCUGCCAGCUCAGGAGG
Molecule: messenger RNA, 752 nt
Organism: Fomitopsis serialis
Lineage: Eukaryota; Fungi; Basidiomycota; Agaricomycetes; Polyporales; Fomitopsidaceae
Exons: 3
Coding region: 180-683 (167 amino acids)
Source: RefSeq, a predicted model, not a curated record